Messenger RNA from Cucurbitaria berberidis CBS 394.84, 959 nucleotides. Its product is annotated as ras-domain-containing protein. Bases 81 to 719 code for a protein of 212 amino acids. The transcript has 4 exons. Lineage: Eukaryota; Fungi; Ascomycota; Dothideomycetes; Pleosporales; Cucurbitariaceae. Gene Ontology annotation, biological process: signal transduction. Gene Ontology annotation, cellular component: plasma membrane. The record is from RefSeq and is a predicted model, not a curated record. Gene Ontology annotation, molecular function: GTP binding; GDP binding; GTPase activity.
GCUCGUGUCUCGCGCCAUACGCAUCAUCACCCUUCGCCCAGAACCCACAGUAGUCUCUGGACUGCUCCCUCACAUUCACAAUGGCAUCAAAGUUCCUCCGAGAGUACAAGCUAGUAGUAGUUGGCGGCGGUGGAGUGGGAAAGUCGUGCUUGACCAUCCAGCUGAUUCAGAGCCACUUUGUCGACGAGUACGACCCGACUAUUGAGGAUUCGUAUCGCAAGCAGUGUGUCAUCGACGACGAAGUCGCCCUGCUCGAUGUGCUCGACACAGCCGGCCAGGAAGAGUACUCGGCGAUGCGGGAGCAGUACAUGCGGACUGGCGAGGGUUUCCUCCUCGUCUACUCCAUAACCGACAGGCAGAGCUUCGAGGAGAUCAUGACAUUCCAGCAGCAGAUCCUGAGAGUCAAGGACAAGGACUACUUCCCCAUGAUUGUCGUCGGCAACAAGUGCGAUCUUGAUGGCGAGAGGCAAGUGUCGACACAAGAGGGCCAAAACCUGGCACGACAGUUUGACUGCAAGUUCAUCGAGACAUCGGCGAAAUCGCGCAUCAAUGUCGACAACGCCUUCUACGAUAUCGUACGAGAGAUCCGCAGAUACAACAAGGAGAUGUCAUCAUACCCAGGCGCUCCUUCAGGAGGGCAGGCCCAGAACGGCAUGGGCAAGAUGGGCGUCGAUGAUGACUCAGAGAAGAAGGGUUGCUGUGGGUGCGUAGUAAUGUAAGGAGCUGGGAACCCGUUGUUUGUCAUUGUUUGUCGCGCCACGCUGUGAAGAGAAAGAUACCUACCUACCUAUCUACCCACCACCACCAUCACCAUCACCACCACCGUUCGAUUCGAUCUCGGUACCUCCGCCCUGGCCAUUGGCGGUACUGCCGGGGCCCAUAGGGAAAACAUACGAUACCAUUAGCAUUUAUUAUCAGUUUGACUUCGCUUCACGGUCUGACACUCGACCGCUCCUCCC